CCGAGAUAAUGGGUUUCCCACGAUCACUGCAAAAAGGCGGCGACUUUUCUUUGUUUCGAGAGUAAAUCUCAAAUCGGGUGCGCAUAUACAAAAUGAGUCUUGUCAACGCAAUACGCAUACCCUAUAAAUACGGCUCACAGUUUAUGAACAUGACCCCGCCUUGUCCCGGUGAAGCUCAGCGGUUGAGCUUUCAGCUUCUUCAUCCACUACCACCAUGGGUUUCUUUCGUUUCUUUGAUUUGUCCCAGCCUCAGCUCAACUCCGAAUUUGAUAUUUCCUUUGAUUUAACGAUUCCACAAACGCCACUAUCAAAACCUACUCUUUCUAUCACUGAACAAUGCAAGCCCUCACGAAUUCCUCUUGAACUCAUCAUGAUGAUCAUGGAGGCCGCGUACGACGAGGAAGACAUUGAAUCAAACAAAAGCUUGCUCAGGUCGCUGGCGCUUGUAUGCAGAGAUUGGUCAUUGUCUGCUCAAAUGCUACUCUUUCGUCACAUCUCUCUCGAUUCCGAAUCACACUAUCGCUCAUUCGCAUUCGCGACUGAUAGGUCCUCAGAGCGAGGUCGCGUACUUGGGAAUGCUGUUUACAGUAUGCGUGCAUCUUUGGAUCCUAAUCAACCUGGUCAUCUUUCCCAGCUAAACUUCGCCGAGGCCGUUACCCGCUGCCAAAAUCUGCACGAGUUGAGUAUCGGCUUGUACGGAUGUGUACCUCCUGGGGAUGACGUCGUAGGUUCCCCCGAUACCUUGCGUAUGCGGCGACCUGCACCUUCAUUUGACGAGGAUGCCAUCGCUCUUCUUAGAACCGGGCCAAGCAUUACCACCCUUCGUUUCAGCAAUUGGUCAGAGAACCGCCAGUCUAUUACGCAGUUGCUCAGUGUAUGGACCUCGUUGAAAUCUCUCGUUAUCAGUGGCACUCCGCCUGAGCUUCCUUCUCCAAUAUCUGCACCUUUUCCUUGUGCUCUUGGGAAACUCCGAAUGAACUUCCAAACUUCGCCAUCCGUCGAUUUCUUGCGUUGGCUUUUACACAAUUCCGGCGAUACCCUCCGUGCUCUCGAAUUCGAACGGGAACCUUCCACAGCCGUCCUUCACCAUCUCAUCCACUCACAUCAUCACACGCUUACCUCCCUUUCCCUGCCGUCCUGUUCUCGUGCCACAGCACGUGUAUUGGACAAGUGCACGAGCCUGCGCAAUAUUUUUGUGGAAGAUGCGAUUUCUUUUCCUGUGGCGUUGAAGAAACUUUCGCCUCGUGUUGAGCACAUAGGGUUUGGUUUGAACAAGGAGACCUCGAUGCAGACUGUCUUAGAGGCGGUGAAAACAAAUGAAUUCCUCCAGUUUGUGACUGUCAACCUCCGGAAUGGAGGUAAGGUUCAUCGACAGCUACCUUCUCUCAAGAUGACAUGCGCUCUUCGUGGAAUUCGUUUGAGAAUCACUGAUGACGUUCGAGUCUCCCGCGGCAUCGUUGUACGUUAAUUUCUAUCCCUCAUGGCCGUCCAAGCUUUGGCAUUGACAUCUGGACUUUUUCUCUCUAAUCAGCGAGGCGAAUACAUGCCGUAGAGGAUUGCACGAUUCUUGAACACGCUCUUUUCCUAUAACGAUUUAGUCAUGUCCGUCAUGCAUCCGCGACCUAGCCGCUAGAAAAUUUCUACUGUAUCAUAAUUCCCGCCACAACCAGUCAUCGCCCCGUCUUCCAGAGAGGCUGUCGUUGAUGACUUUUACAAUCAUGACAUCGACACGUUUCUCACUGUUGUAUCAUACACAUUGGACUUACCAUCACUGUUUUCGAACUUUUGCCCUUUCCAUCUCAUUUCAUAUAUCGAC
Lentinula edodes (shiitake mushroom) is the source of this 1816-nucleotide messenger RNA. RefSeq lists its product as uncharacterized. NCBI's taxonomy places the organism in Eukaryota, Fungi, Basidiomycota, Agaricomycetes, Agaricales, Omphalotaceae. The record is from RefSeq and is a predicted model, not a curated record. Bases 215 to 1468 code for a protein of 417 amino acids. The transcript is spliced from 2 exons.